Molecule: messenger RNA, 2109 nt
Organism: Diutina rugosa
Lineage: Eukaryota; Fungi; Ascomycota; Pichiomycetes; Serinales; Debaryomycetaceae
Gene: TRP5
Product: tryptophan synthase
Exons: 1
Coding region: 1-2109 (702 amino acids)
Biological process (GO): L-tryptophan biosynthetic process
Cellular component (GO): cytoplasm
Molecular function (GO): tryptophan synthase activity
Source: RefSeq, a predicted model, not a curated record
AUGGCCGAAGCCUUGAAAGAAGCUUUCGCUCGAUGCAAACGAGAAAACCGUCUGGCCCUCGUCAACUUCAUCACCGCGGGGUACCCGCGUGAACAGGACACGGUGCCCAUCCUCAAGGCGAUGAACGACCUGGGGGUCGACGUCAUUGAGUUGGGGGUGCCCUUCUCCGACCCCAUCGCCGAUGGGCCCACCAUCCAACACGCUAACACCGUGGCUUUGAACCAAGGCAUGUCCACUAAGAAGACUAUCGGUCUUGUCAAGGAAGCCAGAGACGCUGGCGUCACCGCUCCCAUCGUGUUGAUGGGCUACUACAACCCGAUCCUCAAGUAUGGUGAAGAACAAAUGAUCAAAGACGCUGCCGAAGCUGGUGCCAACGCCUUCAUCGUCGUUGAUUUGCCUCCUGAAGACGCCCUCGACUUCAGAGGAUUGUGUGCCCAAUACGGGUUGUCGUACAUCCCCCUCGUGGCACCGGCCACCACCGAUGACCGAUUGAAGGCCUUGGCGCUGAUUGCGUCGCUGAUGAUCUACGUGGUGCUGAAGAUGGGUACCACGGGUGCGUCGGCCACCGUGUCUGAAGGGCUUCCCGAUUUGUUGGCUCGCGUGCGUAAGACUACCGGCGAUAUCCCCCUUGCCGUUGGGUUUGGCGUGUCCACUCGUGACCACUUUGUCGACGUUGGUAAGCACUCCGAUGGUGUGGUUAUUGGCUCCAAGAUCGUCAACUUGUUGACUGAAGCCCGUGAACGUGGUGAAGAAGACAUGGCGGCGGUUGUUACCAAAUACACUCAAGAAAUCUUGGGUAAGGACUUCAAGGCCACCCCCAUCACCUACCAACCUCCUGUACCCGGUAAGGCCACCGAACCGGCGACGGCGAUCGACGCUUUGGGUAAGUUCGGUGACUUCGGUGGUCAAUACGUCCCGGAAGCGUUGCACGCUUGUUUGCGUCAACUUCAACAAGCGUUUGACGAAGCCAACGCUGACCCUGAGUUUUGGGCCGAGUUCAGAGCCCUUUACCCUUACAUCGGCCGGCCUCUGUCCCUCCACAAGGCCGACCGGCUUUCGGCCAUGGCCGGUGGUGCUCAGAUCUGGCUCAAGCGUGAAGACUUGAACCACACCGGUUCGCACAAGAUCAACAACGCUUUGGCCCAAGUGUUGCUUGCCAAGCGUUUGGGCAAGUCGAAGAUUAUCGCCGAAACUGGUGCUGGUCAACACGGUGUCGCCACCGCCACCGCUUGUGCCAAGUUUGGUAUGCAAUGUACCGUGUUCAUGGGGGCCGAAGAUGUCCGGCGUCAAGCGCUUAACGUGUUUCGGAUGAGAAUCUUGGGGGCUAACGUCGUCGCCGUCACCAACGGUACUGCCACUUUGCGUGACGCUACCUCGGAAGCGUUCCGUUACUGGGUGUCGAACUUGGACUCCACUCACUACGUCGUUGGUUCGGCCAUUGGCCCCCACCCUUACCCCACUUUGGUGCGUACCUUCCAAUCGGUGAUUGGUCAAGAGUGUAAGGCUCAAUUCGAAGAGAUCAACGGUAAGGGUGCCUUGCCCGACGCCAUCGUCGCCUGUGUGGGGGGCGGGUCCAACUCCACCGGUCUUUUCUCGCCGUUCGAAAAGGACACUUCCGUGAAGAUGCUCGGGGUCGAAGCCGGUGGUGACGGUGUUGACACCGACCGCCACUCCGCCACGUUGACUGCGGGUAUUCCCGGUGUGUUCCACGGGGUCAAGACCUACGUGUUGCAAGAUAGCGACGGGCAAGUGCACGACACCCACUCGGUGUCGGCUGGUUUGGACUACCCCGGUGUCGGUCCCGAGUUGGCGUUCUGGAAGGCCUCCGGCAGAGCCGAGUUCAUUGCUGCCACCGACGCCCAGGCUCUUCAAGGGUUCAAGUGGUUGUCUCAAUACGAAGGGAUCAUCCCCGCCCUCGAAUCGUCGCACGCCAUCUACGGUGCCGUCGAGCUUGCCAAGAAGAUGAAGCCCGACCAGCACAUCAUUGUCAACGUGUCGGGACGUGGGGACAAGGAUGUGCAGCUGGUGGCGGAAGUGUUGCCCAAGUUGGGUCCCGAGAUCGGCUGGGACUUGAGAUUCGAGGCUGACCCAUCCAAGGGCGCCCACUAA